AGCAAAAAUGAAUUCGGUUACUUGACCACGGAUCAGGCUUUAGCUGACUACGCCUGCCUUCUGAGAGACUUUAAGCUCAACAAUACAAAUAUGGGAAACAACCCAGUAAUUGCAUUUGGUGGAUCCUAUGGAGCUAUGUUGGCUGCGUGGCUUCGUCAAAAGUAUCCAAACAUUGUGGCCGGCACUAAGCCAGAAAAGUGCGUUCAGGACUUCUGA
This is a messenger RNA of Protopolystoma xenopodis, 216 nucleotides long. The record is from the annotation of a GenBank genome assembly. Lineage: Eukaryota; Metazoa; Platyhelminthes; Monogenea; Polystomatidea; Polystomatidae.